AUGAAUGACAAGGAGUUUGUCAGUCUGGGAUGUUACUUCGCGACACCGCAUGCUUUGUGCCAGAAAAGCUACGGGUUCGACUGUACCCGAAGCCCACUGCAGGGCAUUUCGCACUCGAUAAAUUCUGGCUUUUCUGGUUUCCAGACGAAUACUGUCUACUGCGACACAGAUCAGCAUCGAGUUUUUGGGCACCAGUUGGGGUGGAAGCUUUUGGCAACAGAAUUCGGAAAAUCCCUCAGCAAAGAGGCCAUGACGCGGCCAGCCUCCAGAUUCAUGGGGCAGGGCGAUGUGCCCGCGGCAACCUCAAGGGUGUUUGUGAGACUGGUCAACAAUACUUCUGAGUCUGAGUUGGGUAAAGCAUGGCAAUUGCGGCAGCAGCUGCCUUACACGACCGAGAUCUACUUGCUCAUUCUCCUUGAAUCCCUCGCGAAAGAAUUUCUCGAAUUUGGCUCUGUGGUAUCGUUGAUAGUCUCUGGUUUGCCGGGCAAAGAAGCCCUCCGGCUCCCAACCGCGUGUGCCCUCAAGAUUUCUGCUCUGAAUCAAAGCAACAAUCCCAGGUGCACACGCGAUGCGAGGGAGUAG
Symbiodinium sp. CCMP2456 is the source of this 582-nucleotide messenger RNA. The record is from the annotation of a GenBank genome assembly. Lineage: Eukaryota; Dinophyceae; Suessiales; Symbiodiniaceae.